CCUCUAACCACCACCUUCCCGACUCUCCCACCCUUCCUCUCUCCCUCCUGCCCUUGGCAUCCGUUCGAUAUGACUCACAACAGAGAAUGGGACAAGGGAAAGCAGGCUGACUACGGCGGAUGGCAGCCACCACCGCGCAGCAACGGCCACAUGCGAGACGACGACUGGUAUGGCGGCGACGCCGGCGGUAACUUCAAGCGCAGGAAAUACAACGACGGUGGCUAUGACCAGUCCCAAGGCUGGGACGACUCCGGCUACGACCAAGGGAGCUCCUACCAAGAUGAUCGCUACCACAAGGGUGGCGGGGGCAUGUACAACAAGAAGCGGCUCGUCCCCAGCGAGCCCAGUCCACACGUCAUCUUCCUUGGGCUUGACCCUGACUUCACCGAGUCCGACAUGCAAGCGUACCUGACGAGCAACAAGUGCAGCAUCGAGUCGGUCACCAUCAUCCGAGACAGAUCUACAGGUGUCUCGAAGGGCUUCGGCUUCGCCCAAUUCACCACGACGGAACACGCCCGCGCGUUCGUCGACCCCUUGUUUCCCUUCAUACAGAUCCCGCCGCCCGCCUCUCACGGCGCGACCGCGCGCGCUGCGUUCUACCGCGCCGUAGAACAGAACAUACCGCAGCCCCCAGGCGGACGACGCGUCAAGAUCGACUAUUCACAGUCCGCUGCCCCUGGGGAGCGCCGCGGACCCAAGGGGACAUUGCAGUCGAACGACGGGACGCGCGACAUCGGCAACGUCCAGGCGCCUGUCCUGCUCUUCCGUGGGCUGGAUCCGCUGAGCGGCCCGCAAGCCAUCGCCCAAGCUAUGAAGCUGAGUGCAGGCCCGGGGAAGGAGGGCGCUAAGGGCAUGCGGAGGAUCAUCUUGAUCAAGGACAAGGUCACGACGGCCAGCUGGGGAUUUGCGUUCGUGGAGUUCGUCGACAUCCAGUCGGCAUCUGCUGUCUUGGCUUCCACCAUGUCUCCGCAGCUGCACCCGAAUGGGUUCCGCAUCUCUGACCGCCCCGUCGCUGCGUCGUUUGCGCACCCAUAUUCCUUCCAACCCAUUCCCGACUACUCACUACGAGAUGAGGCGUGCGUGAUGGCGACAAGCACGCUGGGCGGCGUGGAAGGAGUGUGGGUGCGGUACUGGGACGAGGCGUCCACGGCGGCCGUGCUCGAGUUCACGGUGGAGGAAGAGGCCCCGUCCACUAGUGCCACCCCUGCCCCAAAGGAGAAGAAGGAGAAGAAAAAGAAGGAUACCACGCAAGAGACAUCUGUCGAGGCCUCCGCCCUACCCGUAUCUGACAAACCAGUGACUUUGAGCUUCAAAGGCGGCUUGUCGAUAGCAAAGCCUGGCCCGGCUGGACCAUCCAAGAAGGCCGUGCCCCUGUCCCAGGCUUUCUCGAUGGACGACGCUGCUGAGGGCGAAGGGGAUGCGACUACGACUGACGCGACUGCGACCGAAGAUCCGAAGGUUGCUGCCUCUAAGAGAGUCGCUCCGCUGAUCGCGAGCAAGAAGACUGUGAACAACAUCAACAAGUGGAACCAGGUUCAGGAUGUCCUACAUCAUGACGCACCGCAAGAAGUACCCGCCACGCAACCGGUGGAGACUCCAGCCCCGGUUGCUCCUGUCGCCGCAACACAGCCGGCUGCUGUCAAGGCUUCUACGCUCACCGAGACCGCGGAGACUGAGUUCGAAUUCUCAGACACCAAAGCCAUGAUUUGUCUGCUCUGUGCGCGACAAUUCAAAUCGCUCGAUCAGCUCAAACGACACAACAAAGAGUCGGACCUUCACAAGAAAAACUUCAAAGACGCAGCCUUGCGCGAAGUCGCCAGAGAGAAGGUCCGCGCCGCGCGCGCAAAGGCCGAGGCCCAGCAGCCAAAGUACCGCGAUCGUGCGUCGGAGCGGCGCGUCAUGCACAACCAGCCCGAUGUACCCCGCCCUUCGUCUGAUGACAAGCCGGUUGCCAAGCGCAAGCACUCGGAGGGUCCCCCACCACCGGAACCGCCACCCGCCCCACCCGUCAAUCCUGGCAAGGACGAAAGCAACAUUGGGAACAAGUUGUUGAAGAUGAUGGGCUGGAAAGAGGGGCAAGGCCUGGGUACGGAAGGCGAGGGCAGAGUGGAUCCUAUCCAAACGGCCCUCUAUGCCGCCGGUGCUGGGCUUGGGGCGACGAAACCGAAGGAUAUCACCAAGUUAGCCAGCGAUUAUACCGGAUACGUCAAUCUGGCCAAGGAUGCUGCUCGUGAGCGAUAUGGAAGCUAAGCAUACCGCUAAGCUGCCAAUCGCUGUUCUUUUGUACGCAUACUGUAUCCCAGCUGUUGCCACUGCUGUAAUGUUGUCUAAGCUUUGUUUUCGAUACGCGGCCAUUCUGUGUCUCCCUUUUCAGUGUCCUUACUAUAUCACCCGCGUUU
Molecule: messenger RNA, 2399 nt
Organism: Dichomitus squalens LYAD-421 SS1
Lineage: Eukaryota; Fungi; Basidiomycota; Agaricomycetes; Polyporales; Polyporaceae
Exons: 12
Coding region: 70-2250 (726 amino acids)
Biological process (GO): mRNA splicing, via spliceosome
Cellular component (GO): nucleus
Molecular function (GO): RNA binding
Source: RefSeq, a predicted model, not a curated record